AUGAGUGCUCUGUGUACCUGGUGUCCGAUCUGUGCGAAAGAGUCACAGGAUGCCAUUCCAGACCAGCUACAGCAACUUCUGCCUGAGGGCUACUGCCAUAGCCUGUGCACCUUCAAGGAAGUGGAGAGCGGCUUCACCGCCACUGUCAAGCUCAAAUGUACCACCGUAGAGGAGGCAAAGAAGUGGCUAAAGGACUUUCAGGAGUCGUCGAGAGUCACAUUAAGAAUCUGCAAGACCUACAGUGAAGUCAAAAACUACAGGCGCAAUGCCUUCAGAGUUGAUAUGAAAUGCCAGCACAACACCGGGCACAGAAGCUAUACGAAAAGGAACACCUACUGUCCUGCCCAGCUCUACCUGGUGUUGAAGAGGGCCAGAGACGGCAACAACAAGAAGACCAGAUCCACAGACCCUCACAUCCACCAGGGCUUUUUGAUGUUCGUGACCAUCAAGCACCACCACAACCACACCUUGGCCAGCCAAUGGGCCCUGGGGCAGCGGGACGUCUCCAAGGAGACAAUGAAGAAACUGGAGGUCCUGUUCCAGGGUGGCCACUCCCCCUCCUCGGCCCUCACCUUCCUGAAGCAGAGCCUUCAGCUGGAGCACGGAGAUGGAUAUCAGAAGGCCGUUGCGGACAGAGCCUUAUGUCCGGACAUCUACUUCUGCUACCGAUUGUACUACUCGCUCUACAAGAGGGAAUAUUCUGCAGACGCAGAGGCCAAGACGAAAAACCCCCAGGAGAACCAGGAAGAGGAGGCCGUGGUCAAAACAACACAGGUGAGCAGUCAGGAGGCCUAUAACGAUGAACAGCGUGGCGCGUGUGCCCAGAUUGAGUCCAUGGCCGCCGCUGACGAUGGACAUGGGAGCCACAGCCUGGUGGGACCCCACGGUGGAGCUGUGGUGGUCAUCGAUUCAGUCACAGGUACUCAAGAGGAGGCAACGGACAUGACCCAUCUCUUGCUGCCACCACAAGACUCAGGAGAGGAAGCCGAACCGUUUGAAAACGACGAGGAUCUCGAAGAAGAAGGGCAUUUCCAAGGACAUCUCCAAGGUCAUCGUGAAGGUCAUGGAGCCAACUCUUUCCGAAACGAGUUGAAUGUCGCGAAUCUCGAGAGUAGCCUCGCGUCCCUGUGCGACGUCCUCAAGGACAAGCUGCGAAGGGAUCCGAGUGCCCGCGCCUCGAUCACAUCCUUCGUGUCGUCCUUCUGGAAGAUCCAAAACUACGACAAACGGCUCCUUUCAGCCCUUUCUGCCUUCGGGAAACCGAGGAGGAGAAGCACAAGUGCUGCUGCUGCUGCACGUACACAUAACAUCCAAACGCAAAAUCCAAGAUGGAGUCUACCGCUUGCCGCUAAGAUGAAUACGCUACUCCCCACACAACGCACGAGUCCGCUAGGGGGCAGGAAAAGGAAACAUGUCUCCACGGGUCGACCUCGGGGCCGACCUUUAGGGUUGAAGGUCAAGAAGAAGAAGAGUGAAGGUCAACCUAGAGCGCCAGUUCACGACCCCGAGUGUCGCUGUGGCCUCUGCUUGCGCAAUGGUGACACUGAUGGACAGCAUAGCUGAAUGAAUGAAUGAAUGCAUGCAGGAAUGCAUGAAGGGAUGGAUGGAUGGAUGGAUGGAUGUAUGCAUGGAUGGAUGGAUGGAUCAAUGGAUGGAGAGAUGGAAGGAUGGGUGCCAUAUUUUCACUCAACUGUCUUAGUUUAUUUAAUACCUGAAGAGACCAUAGAGGUAGAACAUUAGACUAGAGGUGACAAAGCAAUGCAUGACAGCACUGGGAACAGCACAUGGCGCCUCCCAUCUUGUGUAGGUAGUAUAGGCAAAGCUUCUUUUAAUUCAUAAUGGACUGUCUCUGGUAUAGGCACCUUCAGUCAAUGCA
This is a messenger RNA of Engraulis encrasicolus (European anchovy), 1876 nucleotides long. RefSeq lists its product as uncharacterized. The coding region runs from base 1 to 1563 and encodes 520 amino acids. The transcript is spliced from 9 exons. NCBI's taxonomy places the organism in Eukaryota, Metazoa, Chordata, Actinopteri, Clupeiformes, Engraulidae. The record is from RefSeq and is a predicted model, not a curated record.